UUGUUUUAUUUUGAAAUGUUUUUUGUAUUUUAGGUAGCUAGAUUGCGAGAUAUGCAUGUAUUGUUAGCAGUGAUUUCAGUGGUGUUUGGUGGCUUUUCUUUGGUCUUGUAUCCUAUAGGUUUAGAGUUAGCCGUGGAGGUGACAUUUCCUGUAGCCGCGGCAACAAGUUCGGGAUUGUGCAUUAUAAGUGGAGCAACUCAGGGUAUAGCAAUUAUGUUUGCCAUGCAGUUUUUGGCACGUCCGUUGCCUAAUUGGGAGCGUAAACUGGAAUCCGGGUGUUUGCAGGAUGGCGCAUUUAUACCACAGGAUUUUACAUAUUCAUUUCUGUGGAUGGCAUGUUGUUUAACUGCGGCAACAUUUGUGAUACUUGUGCUAUUUUUCCGACCAAAAUAUAAACGAUUAAUAGAAGAGAAAAAAGCUUUGUCGAACUCUAAAACCAAAGUUUCUGUGAUAAAUAAAGAAGACUCGUCUAACAAUAGCACUGAGGUUACAAAACUCUGACACCCAACUAACCUUUAGUUACUCUUAAUUUUGUUUAAGCGUUUUGUUGUCAGCGAUAUAUUUGCCUUUAUUUAACAGUGUCGCCAAUGAUUUUUGUCAGGAUCCGUUAUUUUAAAACUGUAUCUUUAGUAUUUUGUUGUACGUGACCGUUAUCUCUACCAUAGUUUACAAUGUCAAUGUUUUGUUGACUGUGGCCGUUAUCUUUAUCCUAGUUUAACAAUAUAUCGUAAUUGUUUCGUUGUCUGUGGUCGUUUUUUUUUACCUUUGUUUUACACU
This is a messenger RNA of Ruditapes philippinarum (Manila clam), 777 nucleotides long. RefSeq lists its product as uncharacterized. The record is from RefSeq and is a predicted model, not a curated record. Gene Ontology annotation, cellular component: membrane. The coding region runs from base 52 to 501 and encodes 149 amino acids. NCBI's taxonomy places the organism in Eukaryota, Metazoa, Mollusca, Bivalvia, Venerida, Veneridae. The transcript has 3 exons.